This is a messenger RNA of Ceraceosorus guamensis, 672 nucleotides long. Its product is annotated as trimeric LpxA-like protein. NCBI's taxonomy places the organism in Eukaryota, Fungi, Basidiomycota, Exobasidiomycetes, Ceraceosorales, Ceraceosoraceae. The record is from RefSeq and is a predicted model, not a curated record. The coding region runs from base 1 to 672 and encodes 223 amino acids. Gene Ontology annotation, molecular function: acetyltransferase activity. The transcript is spliced from 4 exons.
AUGUCCGCACCGCUCCACAUUCCUCCCGAGCAGCGCUACGCAGCGGCCGAUGCCAAGUACGCCUCUACGCUAUCCACGCUAUCGGAAAAGCAAAAGAUGCUAGCCGGCUUGCCCUACGAUCCCUCGGAUGCCGAUUUGCGCAAAGCCAUCUAUCGCGUGCGCAAGCUCUUCAGAACGUUCAACUCGAGCGAAGGCAGGGAUGAGCAGGAUGGCAACCCCGCCAUGACGACGGAGAGGAGGCAACUGUUUGCGCAGAUCUUGGGAGUGCAGGAAGAGCAAAUGGCUAGCAAUGUUUACGUCGAGCCGCCCUUUUGGUGCGAUUAUGGAACGAAUAUCAAGCUUCAAGGCAACUUUUACUGCAACUUCAAUACGACGAUUCUGGAUUGCGCAGAGGUCAUCAUAGGCGAUGGAGUGCUGUUCGGUCCAAACGGAGGAAAUGUGACGAUCAUGGCGGGCGUCACCAUCGGCCGAGGCUGCACCAUAGGCGCAGGAAGCACAGUGACCAAAUCCAUUCCCGAUUGGUCCAUCGCACUGGGAAGCCCGGCAAAAGUGCUCAGAACGCUCUCGGAACAAGAGAGGGGGGAUGUCAACCAAAAGGCCAAUUGGGGGUGGGCAGAAAAGGCCGCUGCUAGUGCUGGCGAUGAUGCUGCCAAGAAGGAAAAGGAGAUCUGA